Aspergillus caelatus is the source of this 4683-nucleotide messenger RNA. RefSeq lists its product as uncharacterized. Bases 1 to 4683 code for a protein of 1560 amino acids. The record is from RefSeq and is a predicted model, not a curated record. Lineage: Eukaryota; Fungi; Ascomycota; Eurotiomycetes; Eurotiales; Aspergillaceae. The transcript is spliced from 6 exons.
AUGCGGCUGCUUCCUUUGCUUGCGCUUCUCGCGUAUCUUGUGCCGUGUCUGUUCGUGUUUGCGACACGGAUACCUCACAGUGAGGGCAAUAAGUAUGGGAGCAUCGCCAUAAUAGAAGCUAGAGCAACAGGCCAAGUGACUACAACAACAGCAGAUGCAACCACUGGGACAACAGCGAGCGCAACUGGCCAUGCGACGGCCACAGCCAAUUCCACCUCGGCGUCGAAUACAACCACCUCGGCCACUACGGCUACAGCGACUCUGGCUACUCCGGUCCCAACUGGUAAUGAAACGACUCCGAUCGCACCUGGUGCGCUCCCUUUGCAACCUACGAUAACACCUGCGUUGGGAAUCGGUGGCUUCAUUCUAAUCGCCGCCGGCGCAGUCCUUGCAAUAAUAGGAAUACGGAAUCUAUGGAUCCAAGUCUUCUUAUCAACCGCUUUCUUAGCUGGUAUUGGAGUAACUGUUCUCAUCGUCUACGUCAUGAAUCCCCCAGUGCGUGUCGCAGUUCAGGGUGCCUACCUCGUCGCCAUUUUCUUCACAGGAGUGACUUUUGGAGCACUAUCGCUUGUUUUUAAGGAAUUAACAGAGGGGCUUGGCUGUCUUCUAGGCGGAUUCUGCUGCAGCAUGUGGCUUCUCUCCCUUAAGUCAGGCGGCCUUCUCACACAAACGGAUGCCAAAAGCGGGUUCAUCGGCGCUAUCUCAGUCGCAUUCUAUGCUCUGUCAUUCAGUCACUACACCCGACCCUAUGGACUAAUGGCAUCGACUGGUAUUUCUGGAGGUACUGCCGUUGCAUUAGGAAUCGACUGCUUUAGUCGCGCUGGUUGGAAGGAGUUCUGGCUGUAUAUUUGGGCUCUGAAUGACGACAUUUUUCCUUUGGGCACAAGUACCUACCCUGUGACUCGUAACAUUAAAGUUGAGCUUGCCGCCACAGUCAUUAUUGCCGUCCUAGGUGUGAUCUCACAACUCAGGCUAUGGAAAGUAAUCCGGGAAAGAAGGCAGAAAGAGAAUGAGGUUCGCGAGAAGGAGCAGAAAGAAAAAGAGGAAGCCGAGCUCGAGAUCGGGCGGAGGUUCGAAGAAAAGAAUAUGGAAGAUCGUUUAGAAUGGGAAGCCAGACAUGGCAAUCCCGACUCCGGCAUUCCAGAGCUUGCAGACAACUCAAAGAGCGAAUGUCCUGCAGAUCACGCAGUAGAUGUGGAGAAAGGCGGUACAGUUGACACGUCAACUGUUGCAAGCUCUUCACAGGAGUCCUAUCGGUGCUCUGAUUGCUUAGGGAGGCGAACGAAUGGCGAAUCUGCUUAUGCUGCUUCAUGCAUGAGUGGGUACACUGGAGAUUCUCAGAGUCGACAGCUAGAAGAUACCACGGUGGGAGUCGAGACAGAAGACCAAGAUGACUCCUCUCCCGACAGGGAAAAGUCCCCGCUGAAAGUGUUUGAUGGGGCAGCUGCAGCCAAGAUCAAAGAUGACAAUAGCUCUGAUAUGACAGCUAUCGUUGGCUCCGAAGCAGGAACAAUACGAUCCAAGCGGCUUUCCGGGAGAGACCUAUUGGACAGGGUGUCUGCGAAAAAUAGCGCAAGGCUUAUGUCUCAGUCUCAAGAAGCGCUGGUCUCCUGCGAUGGUUCAUCCGUGCAAGACACCGUAGACAGAAGCUCUGCCGCCGCCUCUGAUAGUCACAGUAAUGUGGUGGGAAAUAAUGUGGGGGAAGAAGAUGGGCUUACAUCUAAUCCGGAAGAUGCUCCAAUUCCCUCUGCUAUACAGGAAGCUAAUGGUAAGGAGACACCCGGUCCUGAGAAAGAAGUUGAAAAAAGUAUCGGGGAGCCUAGCGUCUAUUCUCGAGGGGUAGACGAGCAAAAGUUCGGUGGAGUGGAGCAAGAGGGGGACAAACAAGAGAUGAAAGAGUGUAUCCCAACAAAAGAAAACCCUAGUGAGCGCCGCCCGUCACUAUUAUCGGCCCAGGAGAAAGACCUACCCGAGCCAAAACUUGACAAGCAGUCGACAGAAAUGCUUCAAAAAACUGAGAUAACAGCCGAGACAACAGGGCCCGCAGACCAGAACGAUGACAAGUCACAGGUCAUUGGGCCCAAUGUGAAUGGCUCGGUGACAAAAGAUCAAGAUGAGAAGCCAGUCGAAGCCAGCCAAUCAAGGGAGUCUUCGCCCAAAGAAUCCCCUCCAAAUACUAAGAAUUCUGCCCCUGUCAAGCAGAGAUCUUCGAAGUCCGGAUCUGAAACCAAGACCAGGCUUACAAAAGAAGCACCACCCCGAUUGGAUACAGAAACUGUAAAACGACUUCCACAACGAACAUCAAGGGUAAUACAGUCCUAUCGAACGAACGAGUGGGCUAAGCAUUUGGACGAUGCGGAAGUUCCCGAACCUGAACCGAUCGAGCCAGUCGAAGAGGACGACCCCGAAAUCCCUGAUGAAGUUAAAGAGGCCGCUGCACCUGUCAAAGUAGAAGAGCUACUGCAAACACCUUUGAAUGCGCAGCCACCGCCUGUCGUCGAGAGGCGUGUCUCUAUCGCUGAGCCACCGGUUACAAAGGAAAAUAGCCAGAUGCUCAACGACCCUCAGUUGCAGUUCAGCUCUCGAGCGCAUAAGAGAGCAGUUUCCGGGUCAACUGUCUACUCGGAAACCGAACUUACUCAUGCUGCGCAUCCAGGAAUCCAAGGCCAACCAGUCCAGGGAGUUCCUGAUGCUGCCAAUACCUACGACGCGGUAUCUCCUACAGUCGACCCAGGGCAACCACCACAUGGGGAGGCCGAGGUGGCUAGACCCCAGUGGAAAGGGCCACCCCCUCUCAUUGCAGUGCGCGAGGGCAUGGUGCGAAACAGGCUGUCAUCUGUCUCGCUCAGUGCUGACCCCUGGCCCUCAAGGUUCGUCCAGGGAGCCGAGGUUUCGCCCCGACAAUCAACUUUCCCCAUCCCCGAAGAAGCAGACGACAUGCCUCUCUCCCGACGUCGCACACUGCUGCAUCAGCAGAUGGCUGUGCAGUCUAAUGUAAGCCAAACUCCCGUGAGAAGGAGUGCAUCAACCCCACUCAACACGCCAAGCUUAUUGCCGGCACGGCGGGAAGCUGUACGAGAAAAUGUAUAUGACAGGCGAAGUCUCCCAGCCCAGAAGCCUCCAAUUACCAGUCAAGGGACUGUUGCGCGGAAUCCAACCUCUUCCAAGAAGCUGCGGGGAAGAGCCUCGUCAGCCAAGUUUGAGAACGCGAUUGCGGAAGGCAUGCAGCGAGGAGACAUGACAGACUUGCAUCGCGAAGCCUUGCGACGGAUGCAAGCUAUGGCCAAUCGAAAACGUCCCGCCUCUGUCGCUCAUCGAUUUGUUGCUGCUUUUCUUCUCUCAGCAAUCUUCACCACGACGGCCCUUCCUGUCACCGUGUCUCCUCCUCCUUCUCGUCUCUCAUAUAUUCUCGACUCGUCGCCCGUGUCGGAAACGGCGUCUUUCGCGGCCCCUCGGGAUCCUCCUCUUAUAUCCCCGCCCGAGGCCGAAGAGUCUUCCCUGCCCCCGCGUGGCUAUCGAAGCCCGCGCCGUUCGUGGGAGUCCCACCAGCGUGCAUCGUCAUCGGCCUAUCACUCCAAGCCAACGAGCUCCUCCCGAUCCAUACCGCGACACAAGGGUUUCUGGACUCCCUCCACCAUCUUACGGCCUCCCUCAGUUCGACUCGCGAACCCCGUCAACUACGUCCCGCGAAUUACGCCGGUCACCGUCCCCCAUCCCUUCCAGAGCUCCGAAGAGAAUCUCUGUCUCGAGGCGCACCGCGACGCAUACCCUCUCCUGUCGAUUCCCGAGCAACGUCGCAGCCGACUCAGCCCAUCCCCGAAUAGUCUAGUGGUGGAGCGCAGCCAGGGGGAGACCGAAAGUGGGCGCUCCAGCAUCGCAGUGCCUCGAGCGCAAAGGCGCAGUGGUACCUUCAACGAAGAUUGGCCGUUACAGGAAAUGCCAGAAUCAGCUGGAAAUCAUGGGAGUCCGGAGGCACAUAGUAUUCGUCCACCCGACCGGGCACAUCUGACCCUAGACCCCGUCGUCGACCGAUCGAAUCCCCUCGAUGAGCGCCCCCGACAUAUACAAUCACAGGCUUCUCUACGGUCGCAAGCACAGAUCGCUUCGAUACCGUCGCAUACGGGGCAACACCCCGGUGGCGAAGCCGACGUGGCGGAGGAGUUAGCCUGGGGACCAGCCCACCCGUGUUACCCUCAUAUCAACCCGCAUGUAUCAGUGAGGUCCCAGGAGUAUCAUACGACACGCAUUAUUCGUAUUCGUCGAGACUGGAUGGUUAGGGGAGAUUUGGCCCCGACGUUUUCCAACUUGUACCCGGAGAUUCUCGAUCCGUUACUGCCUGAGCAGGAGUUCCGCAGGAUUAUUGCUACGGUCAAUGACAAGCUUGUAAAAGCAUUUGAUCCAUUCAGCCUUCGGAACUGGAUAGAUGGAGCGCUGGCGUUGUUGACCGGCUGGAUCUGGGAGGAUAUAGGGGCCACGGGAGUCAAAAGCCAGCUCAAGCAGAUAGAAGACUGGGUGGAGAAUUGGAACCGUGAGGUCGGCGCAAAGGAUGGGGUAUAUAUCUGGAGUCUUCGACGGACGGCUUACAUGUCGUUGGACAUACAGAUUCCUGACCCCAAGGUUGGCAUCAUUCCCAGUGAGCGUGGGCCAUCACUGCCCGGGACUCGACCAAGCAGUGGUGUAUAG